CACGAUCCAACCCCAAUUAACUUCCCUUCAUACUGUGCUUAGGUGUUGUAGACCGGUUAGUGCCGCUCAUAACAAUAGUAAGCGGCUGCGAGCUGCACCACAAAAAUGAAGGCCCUUUCCUCGCGUUCCCUUACCCACCGCCAUACGCUACCUGUUCGUUGUCCUGGUGCUUCUUGCCGUCGUGCAUUCGUUGCUCAAUUGCCGCGCAAAGCUACCCUUGCUACUCGGGUCGCCGCUAUUGAGGAGCAGGAACAGCAGUCUUUCCAGAGCGACGAGCAGCCAGUUCCAGAGCCUGUUGCCGCUACUCCCAGCUUUUUAGAGGAUGAGGAUCCCGCAGCUACCGAGGAGCUAGAGCUGCAGGAAUUGGAUCAGGCGCAGGAGGACCUGCUGAAGUGGAUGAUGCUGGACGAGGAGACACAGGAGGAGGACCUCGACGAGAUGGUUGAUUACGAUGAUUUUACGGAUGAUGAGUAUGCCGAUAUGCAUGAGGAGGUUGAGGAGAUGCUGGGCGCGGUGGACUACAACUUCAAGGUGGGCGAGACUGUGAGCGGCACGGUCAUUGAAAUCGACGACGACGGCGCCUACGUGGAGAUUGGUGCGAAGGCCAUCGCCUUCUGCCCAAUUACGGAGUGCUCGUUCGCUCGCCUAAAGACGCCGCUGGAGGUGCUGCGCCCUGGCAUGAAGCGCGACUUCUUGAUAGUCGAGGACGAGGAGGAGUACGGCCAGUACAUUGUUAGCCUUGCCGCUAUCGAGGCCGGUGUCUUCUGGGACCGCAUCCGCGUCCUCCAAGCGGAGGACAUUCCCGUCACGGUGACCGUGGAGUCGGUGAACAAGGGCGGAAUGCUCGUUAAGUUCGGCAUGUACGAUGGAUUCAUCCCCGUCAGCCAGUUCGGACCGACCAUCACCCCGGACAACAUGGAGACCAUGGUUGGCGCGCAGCUCCAAGUGAAGUUCCUGGAGGUCGACGAGCCCGCCGAGCGGCUGGUGUUCAGCCACAAGCGCGCCAGCAGCUCCGUGUCAAACGACAUCCAGGGACUCAAGAUUGGCGAUGUGGUUGCGGGUGUCGUACAGUCCGUCAAGCCGUACGGCGCCUUCGUUGACCUGGGUGGCGUGACGGGUCUGCUGCACGUCAGCCAGCUCAGCAACGACCGUGUGCUCAGCCUGGACAAGGUCCUGGCGGAGGGCGACAAGAUCAAGGUCAUGAUCCUGAGCCAGGACCGGGAGCGCGGCCGCGUGACGCUGAGCACCAAGAAGCUGGAGCCCACGCCAGGUGACAUGCUGCGCAACCCGCAGCUGGUGUACGAGAAGGCGGAGGAGAUGGCGGCGGCCUUCAAGGCGCGAGUGACGCUGGCGGCCAACCAGGUGGCGGAGGAGGGACAGGACCCGGCAGCGGGCAUCGAGCCCGGGCCGUUCGUGUACUAAGCACACGACAGGCUGGCCGGGAAGCUUGUCUCUUCUAAGCCCCGUUAAGCUGUGCAGCAGCUGCAUACGGCUGCAGUUGCGCUUGUGCUUGCGCUCGACCCAGUGAGGCCUAGGCAAGGGAAGGAGCAAUGCACUUGGUGCGUUGCAGGGCCUUCCAAACCGCGCUGUUGUUGGUCGCCGUGAGCACCGAUGGGGGGGGCUGUGAGGGGGUGCAUGUAGGCGUACCGUAUCAUGAACUUGCCGUAUGUAUCAGAAGGGAAGGUGAGAGAGGUAGAGGCGGAUUUGUGUGCGGCGUUGAGCUCAGGGGGUCGCGGCUUUCCCCUGUGGAGCAAUCCAUAGGUGGGGAAGUGCUAGGUGGCCGGAAGUGCUCAGUGCUAGGAAGCCGCGUGCUUCCUUGGUCUUGCGGGGCGGGUCAGAUGGAUAACUGGGAAGAAGGGAGUCAGCCAACGCUCCCGCCAAGGCUGCGCAGGAGAAGAGACUUGUGUGUCUGUGUGGGAUGGGGAGCGGGGGGAAUGGCAGGUUGUGAGACAGGAAAAUACCGCUGUGUGUGUUUGCGCAGCCAAUGUAGGGUUGCCCUUAGUACGGUAAUUGACAGUCCUUGAGACUCCCCGUUUGGCAGAACAAAAGCCGCAUUAACCGGCGCCCUGUAGUUGUCGAGUUUUGCUCUUUUUCGACUUCAACAGGCUGUGCUGGUUGAGCUGUUUUGAGCGUUUUGGGUCCCUAAGCGCGGGGUGCGCGUUGCGGUGAGAGCUGCUUCUAGACAUCGCGGGGGUUGGAGUGGGGUACGAGGUAGGGGGGUGGUGUAGCGGGGUGCGGUUUUGGGAGGAAGAGGAGGAGGGCGGCGCUUGGCAGUGUGGCAGCUGCUCGGAGGGUGUCUUGCUCUCCCGGCGCUUAAAAGACCUCUUAAGCGGGUCGCACGACGGGAAAGACUGGGUGAUGUAGUAGUAAAGCCGCACGCCGGGUUGGUUCUAUAGGGCUCGUUCAAGAGCAGGCUGGGUUAAGAGCCCAAGUGUUGCGCAUUUCUGAGCAAGACCAGGAUGAGAGACGACGACGUACCGAGAGAGAGGCGAGAGCCCGGGUGGCUAGCCGGGCGCGUGAGAUGCUACAGUGGCCUUUCGAGGCACUGUUAUUUAGUGGCGGGCGGUGAUGGAGAAGCGUGAGCCCUCACCGUCCCCACGAUCAAUUUUGACCCUCGCUUUGUGUGACUGUGUGCGACCCAUGCAUGCCUUCUGCCUCUUUGCAUGACCGCAUGGUGCGCUGUAUGUUGUGGGGGCUGCGUGUGGCUCCAAGGGGUGCCGAGCUGCCCGGCACAGAGGCGGAGACCCUGAUGACUGUACGAUGCCGCGAGAAGAGAGAUGUGUCUUGUAACGCGCCAAGAGAAGCUUUGCUGGUUGGU
Messenger RNA from Astrephomene gubernaculifera, 2818 nucleotides. The record is from the annotation of a GenBank genome assembly. NCBI's taxonomy places the organism in Eukaryota, Viridiplantae, Chlorophyta, Chlorophyceae, Chlamydomonadales, Astrephomenaceae.